Heterocephalus glaber (naked mole-rat) is the source of this 3276-nucleotide messenger RNA. RefSeq names its product phosphatidylinositol-4-phosphate 5-kinase type 1 alpha (gene Pip5k1a). NCBI's taxonomy places the organism in Eukaryota, Metazoa, Chordata, Mammalia, Rodentia, Bathyergidae. The record is from RefSeq and is a predicted model, not a curated record. Gene Ontology annotation, cellular component: plasma membrane. Gene Ontology annotation, biological process: phosphatidylinositol phosphate biosynthetic process. Gene Ontology annotation, molecular function: 1-phosphatidylinositol-4-phosphate 5-kinase activity.
AUGCGCAGUGCCGGGUUUUCCUUCGCCACCCUGAGUGGAGCGGAGGGGUUGAGCGAUAAACAGGCUGUGGCUAAGAAGGAGGGGGGCGGGCGGCUUCUCCGGGACUGUUCUUGCCUCGGUUUUCUUUUAGGUGUAGUUUGGUCUGGACGCGGAGUCCCGGCCGGCAACUUGAGCCUGCUCCCUUGUGAAAGGGGAAAGUAUCUCCCCCGGAGAGCGGCCAGAAUUGCGGAGGGGGUGCGAGACGGGAUUUGUGAACCCCCGUGCCCGGCGAAUGGUGCGGCCCUGAGCCGGUCCCGGAGCCCGCCCGCCGUGUCUGAGGGAGGCCCCGGAGGGGGCGGACAGGUGGCCCGCAGAACGCGGGCUCUGUGAGGAGACGUGGGGAAGGUUUGAUUCCGAGAAGAGGAAGAGCCCGACUGAAAGGAGAGAGGCCGCUGAGGGGGAGGGGGCUGCCAAGAUGGCGUCGGCCUCUGGGCCGUCGGCGGUCGGAUUUUCAUCUUUGGAUCCCGGGGUCCCGGGGCCGACCGCAGCAGCAGCAUCUGGAAUCAAGAGACCUGUGGCAUCGGAGGUGUCUUAUGCCACUGGCAUGACUAUCAAGAAAAUAGGCCACCGAAGUGUUGAUUCUUCAGGAGAGACAACAUAUAAAAAGACAACGUCAUCAGCUUUGAAAGGCGCCAUCCAGUUAGGCAUUACUCACACCGUGGGGAGUCUGAGUACCAAGCCAGAGCGAGAUGUCCUCAUGCAGGACUUCUAUGUGGUGGAGAGCAUCUUCUUCCCCAGUGAGGGGAGCAACCUGACGCCUGCUCAUCACUACAAUGACUUCCGGUUCAAGACCUAUGCCCCUGUUGCCUUCCGCUACUUUCGGGAACUAUUUGGCAUCCGGCCUGAUGAUUACUUGUACUCUCUCUGCAGCGAGCCACUGAUUGAACUCUGCAACUCUGGAGCUAGUGGUUCCCUCUUCUAUGUGUCCAGCGAUGAUGAGUUCAUCAUCAAGACUGUGCAGCAUAAAGAAGCAGAGUUUCUGCAGAAGCUGCUCCCCGGCUACUACAUGAACCUCAACCAGAACCCUCGCACAUUGCUGCCUAAAUUCUAUGGAUUGUACUGUGUGCAGGCCGGGGGCAAGAACAUUCGGAUUGUGGUGAUGAACAAUCUCUUACCACGGUCGGUCAAGAUGCAUAUCAAGUACGACCUCAAGGGCUCCACCUACAAACGGCGAGCUUCUCAGAAGGAGCGAGAGAAGCCACUGCCCACCUUUAAAGACCUGGACUUCCUGCAGGACAUGCCUGACGGUCUCUUCUUGGAUGCUGACAUGUACAACGCUCUGUGCAAGACCCUGCAGCGUGACUGCCUGGUGCUUCAGAGCUUCAAAAUAAUGGACUAUAGUCUCUUGAUGUCCAUCCACAACAUAGAUCAUGCACAGCGAGAGCCCUUGAACACUGAAACGCAGUACGCAGUUGACACGCGGAGACCGACGUCCCAGAAGGCUCUGUAUUCCACAGCCAUGGAGUCCAUCCAGGGCGAGGCUCGCCGGGGUGGCACCAUGGAGACCGACGACCACAUGGGUGGCAUCCCUGCCCGCAAUAAUAAAGGGGAAAGGCUUCUGCUUUAUAUUGGCAUCAUUGAUAUUCUGCAGUCUUACAGGUUUGUAAAAAAGUUGGAGCACUCUUGGAAAGCACUGGUACAUGAUGGGGAUACUGUAUCAGUGCACCGUCCAGGCUUCUAUGCUGAACGAUUCCAGCGCUUCAUGUGCAACACGGUGUUCAAGAAGAUCCCCCUGAAGCCCUCUCCUUCCAAAAAGUUUCGGUCUGGCUCAUCUUUCUCUCGGCGAGCAGGCCCCAGCGGCAACGCCUGCAUUACUUACCAGCCGUCGGUCUCUGGGGAGCACAGAGCACAAGUGACAACAGAGGCGGAAGUGGAGCCAGAUGUCCACCUUGGUCGUCCUGAUGUAUUACCUCAGACUCCACCCGUGGAGGAAGUCAGCGAGGACUCACCUGUUUCUGGCCCUGGUUUCUCACAUGUAGUUGGAGAGACUUUGCAAGUACUAAAUACGAGUUCAGCUUUGGAAAAGCUUGAAAUUACAGAGGAGGAGUUCCCCCAUGUUGAAGUUAACUUGAGUUCCAUCCCUGCCUCCUAAUCUCAAGCUCCACACCCUUGACUUUACACCCUUUGCCUUCUCAGUGAGCAACAAACCUCAGAAGACUGGAAACAAGACCCCACUGUUGCUGUGAUAUCAGGAUGUUGGCCCUUGCCCAAGAACACUCAGUUUUCUUCUUGGUCAUCAAAAACAAACAAACCAAAAAGGAGUUUAAUAAGGAGCUAGGGGAGCUCCGCCUCCUUCAUGAUGAGGAAGCAGUUCUUCCCCGGCCUCUGAGUGGGCGUUGGUGCCUUGGACAGUUGAGGACAGCAGCAGCCCUUCCACUCCAGAGUCGGCUGGUGCGGAGUUCUGCCGGGCCAGCCUCGGCUUCCACAGUCGAGUUUCUUCAAACUCCCAUUGUUUGUGCUGGCAGUGGGCUUGCUGGACUUUGCGGUUCUCCUCCCGUCGUGCACCUUUCUCCAGGAGCUGGACUCUCACUUCCUCAGGACACACUGCUGGUACCCGAUCCCCUGCCUUCUUCCCUCUGGUCACUGGAGGAAGACCCUGGAAUUGUUGUAAAGGGUUUUGGGGGAAUAAGGGUUUUUAAGCAUCUCUGUCUUCUUCCUUUUUUCUUUCAAAAGGACAAGAACAAAGAGCACACAACACAAUUUCAAAAGUCAGAGAUACCUGCUCCUAGGGUUCCCACAGAUGAGCCGCAGUGGCUGUGAAACGGAAAUGUGGCAGUUGCUCUGCCAGCAGCAGCUCCUGUCAGCUCCUCACAGGAUGAGGACAUUCUUAAGGCCAAGAGAUGAAAAGAGUGGGACCUGUGGCCAUCCUUGCCCCUUUUGUUAAAACAAUGGGGCUGCCACGGGUUAGGAGGUGAGAGCCCUCCCCAGGCAGGACCCACUCACUAAUACUUGGAAGUUUGAAAUGUAUUCUAGUCAUUUUUCUAAAUAUGAAGAUGUAUCAGAUGAAUUUUAGACCAUUCUUCCAAAGGAGAUUUUUUUCUUUGUUCUUCUUGUCGUUUUGAGCAAUGUUCUGCUAUUUGUGGAGCUGCGGUGGACAGAAGCCUGUGUCUGCUGAACAGGCCGUCCGCCUCAGUGAAGCGAGAGAAGGUUCUCUUCAGCCCAGGGGAGCCAGCAGACACUUGUCUUUUUUUUUUUUUUUUUUUUUUUUGGUACCAGGGAUCGAACUCGGGUCCUUGU